GUCUCCUUGCUCAUUUUCUGAAGGUGAGUCAGAUUUCUCGUUCACCUUCAGAAAGUAUCGAAAUGAAGCACUCGUCACCUCCCUGUACUGUAUGUAUUCUAUUUUCUGAACACGCUUUCCAGGAAUAUAGACUGUAUGGUACCCUGUAUACCGAUGACGUCCGUAUGUGUAUCGCAGUAUAUAAAAAACUUUAAAAAACAACUAUUUUUUAGCAGAGCAAAAGGUCACAAAAGUCGUUUAUGAAUCAACCCAUAUCAUCGUUUGUUAACUGUGGGCGGUGGACUUUCAAAGCUUGGCCGGUCGAUGGCUGCCGUGUACAAAACGAAGAAAUUAGAGUCGGGGCAAGACCGUCCCUGAAAAUGCGUGGUGUCCCAUGUAAGCAGCGUUUUGUGUCCGAUUUGAACGGCCUAUUUGCUGUCUAUAAGCCAACUGGAAUUACCUCAGCUUUCCUAGUCAACAGACUUAAGCAAAUCCUCUUCAGUGAACAAAAACGUCAAGACCAGGACCACAGCCAUCACAAGACGAAAGGAAUCUCACAGCCAUCCAAGCAACUUCGGAUUGGACAUGGUGGAACGUUGGACAUGAAUGCCUCAGGUGUCUUGGUGGUUGGAGUUGGGAGAGGUACAAAGAUGCUGACUAAUAUGCUGAAAGGGAGAAAGCGUUACCACGCAGUCGGAUGUCUUGGUUCAGCUACAGACACACAGGAUGCACUCGGCAAAGUUACACUUCAGUUGCCAUUAGGGCAUGUAACGCAGGACAUGGUUGAAGCUUCGCUUGAAGGAUUUGUUGGCAAUAUAAUGCAAGUACCGCCUUUGUACUCUGCCUUGAAGAUGGGUGGUGUAAGGAUGUCUGACCUAGCUCGCUCUGGUGAAAUCAACCAGCCUAAACCAGCAAGACCAGUCACUGUGCAUAAUCUCAAGUGCCUCCAAUUUUCACCACCAUAUUUCACUCUGGAUGUUUACUGUGGUGGGGGCUUCUAUGUACGGCAACUGAUUCAUGACCUUGGAAAAGUUCUGGGAACAUGUGCACACCUAGUGGAAUUGGAACGAACUCAACAAGGGCCAUUCACUCUCCAGCAUGUUUUACAAACAGAGGAGGAAUGGACAUUUCAAAACAUUUGUAAGGCUAUUGCGGACUUUGAUGAAACCAUCCAACCAGGGAGGCUCUUAGAGUGACUUAUUGCUUAGUCUUGGUCUCAAGACCUUUGCAUGGAUCUAUUCUUGGCCUCGCUACCAUGGGCAGCGCGCUGUGUUGCCCGCUAGCUCUGCCCUCCUCUACUAUAUUAUUGGUUCGAUUUCCAGCUUCCAAAGACAGUCGUCAAUCAAAAGGAAUUUAUGAAGAACAGGGCCCCCUGUGUUGGGUUGUCUAAAGUAUGAGAUAGUGACAUAUUGUGGCCGAAGACUAAAGUUUGAGAUAGAGACAUCAGUGGACCAAGACUACUUGGAGCUUAGUUGCUUCUCAAAAGACAGUCGAUGCAUGACAACAACUGAGGCUUCAAACUGAUGGGAGGUUAAUCGCUGGCAAAAUUUCCAGUUGCUUGCUACGAGGAUAAUCAAAGAGCAAGGUUUUUUAGACGAGUCUUCUGAGUGUGGAGAAUUUCUUUGGGUUAAGACCUUUCGGUUAAGAAACCAUUGACCAGCCUUCUUUACUCAAGAUCGUUGUGGUGGUGUUACAGACCAAAUGUUAUUUACCAGGCUGAGAAUGUAUUUGCUUGAAUGCAUUUGCAGCAUUUUAAACAAGCAACUUUGUGUGCCCAUGUGCCAGGUGUUUCUUGUAAAACCCCUUGUAGAGUUACUAUGCAGGCAUGGUGCCUUUGUUGUUGUGUGAAAAGUUCAUCCAGCUUGCCAAUAAUUCAAGAGAUUCAUAUAUGUUAAAUUUGCAUCAGGAUGAAGAAUAAUUAUUUCAUGUGUUUGGUUUGACCCAAACUGAAUAUAUAGUCCUUUGCACAUCAGUUUAUGGGUAAAAUCAAAUGAAAUUCAAGAGUUGUAAAAAAGG
Messenger RNA from Asterias rubens (European starfish), 1995 nucleotides. Its product is annotated as probable tRNA pseudouridine synthase 1. The record is from RefSeq and is a predicted model, not a curated record. Gene Ontology annotation, biological process: tRNA modification; mRNA pseudouridine synthesis. Gene Ontology annotation, cellular component: mitochondrion. The transcript is spliced from 8 exons. NCBI's taxonomy places the organism in Eukaryota, Metazoa, Echinodermata, Asteroidea, Forcipulatida, Asteriidae. The coding region runs from base 240 to 1175 and encodes 311 amino acids. Gene Ontology annotation, molecular function: pseudouridine synthase activity; RNA binding.